AUGACGGCUGGUUCAGUGUGUGUCCCUCAAAUCAUUCCCCUGCGGGUGCCUCAGCCCGGAAAAGCCAACCAUGAAAUUGAUAACAAUACGCUUUUGGAAAUGAAAUCAGACACCCCAGAUGUCAACAUAUAUUAUACCCUGGAUGGCAGCAAACCUGAAUUCCUAAAGAAAAUUGGUUAUGGUGAAAACACUACGUUGAAGUAUAUGAAGCCUAUUACUCUGCCUGAUGGAAAAAUACAAGUUAAAGCUAUCGCAGUGUCUAAAGACUGCAGACAGAGUGCCAUGGUAACAAAGAUGUUUCAGGUGGACUAUGUACCGCCAGAUACAGUCCCUUCAGAAGGCGAUCUGGAAAAUGUUCUCAAAGACCCUCCGGAGCAGGAACUGAAAAAUGGAUUUGUUGAAUCAAAAGGGAGGAAGAAAUAUAAGAAUGCUGAAAAUAAACUGGGUUGGAAUGUUAACCUUGGAAAGUUUCCAGACGUGGGUGAAAGAACUGACCCUAAAACUUUGAAAGAUCUUCGGUUCUCAGAAAGCCCACGGGAAACCCCAGCUUUCCGUGAAGAAUCAGGCUCUCGACCAGCCACCCAGCAGCCCCAGUUCCCUGGUUUUGCACAUAUAACUGGCCAGAAGAGUUUGACAAGCACAGAGAUGAUGAGGAUUCAAAGGGAGACAGACUUUCUCAAGUGUGCCCACUGCCUUGUGCCCCGCCCGUCUGACCCCUUUGCCCGCUACUGUCUAGAAUGUGGCUCUUCUGUCCCGCCCAUAUUUGGCUGUCGUCUCCCACCCCCAGAAGGAGCUCAGAUGGGCUUAUGUGCAGAAUGUGAAAACCUGGUGCCCGUGAAUACGCCCAUCUGUGUGGUCUGUGAGGCUCCUCUCACUCCACAGCUGCAGCCACAGGCCAACCUCCGCUUGAAGGAGAAAGCGAUCUGCCGCACCUGCGGCACAGGGAACCCUGCUCACCUGAGAUACUGUGUCACCUGUGAGGGGCCCCUGUCUUCAUCACAAGGGCCUGGUGUUGCAACUUGCUACUCCGUUUGUUAUAAAUGUGGAGCCAGCAAUCACCCAUCUGCACGAUUCUGUGGCUCCUGUGGUAUUUACGUGAAGUCCUUGGCAAGACCUAGUGUGGAGAACAGCUUGGCUCCAGCUGCUGGAGAACCUGGCCCUUUUGCUGAGCCCCUAACUAUUCCUUUUCCCAAGCCUGAUGCUGGGCCUAAGAAGGAUGUGGGCACACAGACCACGGGCCUGUUCUACCCGUCUGGGACCCUCCUGGCAAAAAAAGAACUGGAAAUGGCUUCUCAGAAGCAGAGGCAGGAGAAAAUGAGUGACCAUAAACCUCUCCUCACAGCCGUCAGCCCAGGGAGAGGUUACUGGAGAAAACAGGUGGACCAUAUCUCCGCUCACCUCAGGUCUUACGCUCAGAACAACCCUGAAUUCCGGGCCUUGAUUGCAGAGCCCAGGAUGGGAAAGCUCAUCUCUGCUACCGUCCAUGAGGAUGGCUAUGAAGUUAGCAUCAGGCUGAAUUAUAUUCAAGUCUCAAACAAGAACCUUUACCUGAACAAGGCGGUGAAUUUCAGCGACCACUUUCUGAGCAGUGUCACCGAGGGAGGGAACGGGCUGUUCGGCAGCGGGUCCAACCCGGUGAGUGACUACAGCCAGAGCACCCCAGACACCACAGAGAAAGUCACAAGGACCAAGAAUUUCAAGACCAAAACGUUUCAAGAGAAGCAGCAGCAGCUUACGCCUGAAAAUAGGCUUCUGCUGAAGGAGGUCCGACCAGUAGGGGAAGGAAGAGUGUCUGUGAUGGAACAGCUACGUGAUGAAGGAGCAGAUCCCAACUGCGGUGACAACGAAGACCAGCCCGUUCUGAGCCCGGCGGUCACGAACAAGCACCAUGAAGCGAUCCCGGUUCUCGUGCAGAGGGGAGCGGACGUGGACCAGCAGUGGGGCCUGCUCCAAAAUACAGCCCUUCAUGAAGCAGCUGUCCUUGGCCCAGCAGGAAGGGAGUGCAUCGCUGCCUUACUGGGAUGCAACGCAAGCGUUCAGAAGAACGCGAGAAACCAAACUGCGUAUGACCUGGCCCUGGAAACUGUGGAUGACCGUUAG
Lipotes vexillifer (Yangtze River dolphin) is the source of this 2100-nucleotide messenger RNA. RefSeq names its product double zinc ribbon and ankyrin repeat domains 1 (gene DZANK1). Gene Ontology annotation, molecular function: protein binding. Gene Ontology annotation, biological process: eye photoreceptor cell development. NCBI's taxonomy places the organism in Eukaryota, Metazoa, Chordata, Mammalia, Artiodactyla, Lipotidae. The coding region runs from base 1 to 2100 and encodes 699 amino acids. The transcript is spliced from 19 exons. The record is from RefSeq and is a predicted model, not a curated record.